ACGGUGGGUCUCGGACUGAGCACCAACGCCAUGGCCUGCUCCAGUCUCGCUUGCUGCCUGCUUGGCCUACUGGCUCUGACCUCCGCCUGCUACAUCCAGAACUGCCCCCUGGGCGGCAAGAGGGCUGUGCUAGAUCUGGAUACGCGCAAGUGUCUCCCCUGCGGCCCGGGCGGCAAAGGGCGCUGCUUCGGGCCGAGCAUCUGCUGCGCGGACGAGCUGGGCUGCUUCGUGGGCACCGCCGAGGCGCUGCGCUGCCAGGAGGAGAACUACCUGCCCUCGCCCUGCCAGUCCGGCCAGAAGCCUUGCGGGAGCGGGGGCCGCUGCGCCACAGCGGGCAUCUGCUGCAGCCCGGAUGGCUGCCGCGCGGACCCCGCCUGCGACCCUGAGUCUGCCUUCUCCGAGCGCUGAGCCCACUUUGUGGUGACCCCUUUCGCGCGCUUCCUUCAUUCCCCAUAGCCACUGCCAGAAAAAAAAAAAAAAGAAAGAAAGAAAAGAAAAGAAAAAUAAAGCAGAUUUCCUCUUCAAA
Messenger RNA from Mastomys coucha (southern multimammate mouse), 526 nucleotides. RefSeq names its product oxytocin/neurophysin I prepropeptide (gene Oxt). Lineage: Eukaryota; Metazoa; Chordata; Mammalia; Rodentia; Muridae. Gene Ontology annotation, cellular component: extracellular region; secretory granule. Gene Ontology annotation, molecular function: neurohypophyseal hormone activity. The coding region runs from base 31 to 408 and encodes 125 amino acids. The record is from RefSeq and is a predicted model, not a curated record. The transcript is spliced from 3 exons.